Messenger RNA from Penicillium roqueforti, 1833 nucleotides. RefSeq lists its product as uncharacterized. The record is from RefSeq and is a predicted model, not a curated record. The transcript is spliced from 2 exons. The coding region runs from base 1 to 1833 and encodes 610 amino acids. NCBI's taxonomy places the organism in Eukaryota, Fungi, Ascomycota, Eurotiomycetes, Eurotiales, Aspergillaceae.
AUGGCGCCAAAAAGAUCCACACAUCGGCAUCGAUCUACCGAUUAUACUCUUGGACUCUUGAAUAAUAUCAAUGUCCUCCGGCGCAAUUCCACGGAUAUACAGGACCCUAAAAGGCGCCGCCGCACCACCGACACGGAUGUCUAUGAUGUUCCUCUCUCCCCUUCUCCGACAAGAACUCGAAAGACCCCUCAAACUGAACCGAAAAAUACCAACCGGUUGAGUCUGAGAACCCGUAAAGUGCCUAGGCCAUCACCACCGGUUUCACCCCCCAGCGUUUCUGAAAACAACGAAGACAAAGGGCCCAGCAACGACGAAUCCGGGUCAGGCGAUGACGAGUCCAAAUCAAUUCAAAAUGGAUCCGGCAGCAGUUUAAAGGAGGAACUGGAUGAUAACCGCGACGAGCUUCAGCCUGAGGUUGAACAUGAUCCGUUACCCGAACCAGUCGAUCUGUUCCCAGCCGAAGACGAGGAUCGAGCUGAUGGUCAGGUUGGUUACGAAGCUAGAAGUGCACAACAAGAUGUAUCCGGGGAUGGAUCUGGAUCUGAAGGAGAAGAAGAGAAGGACAACCAGCCUAAAGAGAAAUCUAGAGAUGCACAAGACAAUCCAUCUGAGGACGAAUCCGAAGAUGAAGAUGAUGAGGAGACGGAUGCUCAUGCUGGGGAGGAAGUCAUAGACGCAGAAGACAAUCUAUCUGAAAAGGAUCCGGAAUAUGAAGAUGAAGAUGAUGAUGAAGAAGAAGAAGAAGAAGAAGAAGAAGAAGAAGAAGAGGCAGAUGAUAAUUCUCCCGCCGAAGUCCAGAAUCAUUCAAUACCGACCCAGCAUAUUGCAAAUGCAGACACACCCGACGUGCAAAUCCCCGAAAGUAUACCAAGAAACCAAGGAGAUGGCGCACAUGUAAGUCGCAUGUCAAAAAAUACUCAAGGAUUCCAGAAUGCCUCGUCACAGCUUUUGGAAGUACCAGAAUCACCAACAAUCGAGCCAUCGCGCCCAAAUCAGGACCAUCGCAGCGCUCGCUCCGAUAUCUUCACGUGGCUGACCGAGACCACGAAAGAAUCUGGUUUCAAGGAGACCUGGGACGAACUUCGCAAGAUAAGAAAAAUUCUUAAGGCCCAAGCUGCUCCCGCUACAAAAGAGCAUUUCAUGGGCAUCGUAAAGCUCAUUCAGCGGCUACGAGGUGUGUUUGCAACAAUGAUCAAUGAUCCUGCUUCAGCUUCUUCCUUGAGAAACCAGUGCAGGCUCAUCGCCAACAGCAUCUUCAAAGAGAAUCAGUGGAUCAUUUACACCGAAGCCCCAGAGAAUGAAGAUGAUGGUGCCCAACUGGUCAAUCAGCUCGAAGCCCAUAUUGUUCCCCGACUGAUUGACCUGGUCAUACUUGGAUUCAAGACCUACAGGACAUUACAUGAUCGGGUGGCGCCACAUUUCCGCAUUAUCCUGGAUUUGCUUUGGGGUUCCUGUGAUAGGAUAUCUUCUCUCGUCGAGGUGAAUUAUGAUAUUAGUGCGGGCGUGGUGGCUCAUUCUAAAAGAGCGAUGCGACACGUGAAGGCUCUAAAGGAUGCACUGAAAGAUGGCCGACUACGUGAGACACCUCAUCGCAUGCCCCAACGCCAUCUACCAUAUCGGCCCUUUGAGUUGGAAGAGGUCGAUAGCCAUAUCUCCUGUGGACGGUGGAUCCAUGUAGAGACGAAUGCACUCCGUGAUGGUUUACAAUUAUAUGAGGGGGAAGAUCGAUAUAUUGAUAUGAAGUGUGACAACGCAAUCGGCGGUCAACUAUCCGAGCGCAUCCUGCAACAUAUCCAUGGCCAAGCCGUCAAACUCGGGUUGGAUGAUCCAUGA